GUUUUACACCCUCCCCACAUACUUACAAUCUCUUGUAAGGUUCUCCUCUCAAUCUCUAAAUUAUGGUCCCGGAAAAUGAGAAACCUCGAGUUACUCAGAUUCGAGUUCGAAUAGACUGUAAUGGAUGUGUUCAAAAGAUCAAAAAGGCACUUCAUGGCAUCAAUGGGAUACAAGAUAUCUAUAUCGAUAUCCCUCAACAGAAACUAACAAUAAUUGGAUGGGCGGAACCUGCAAAAAUUGUAAAGGCAAUUAAGAAAACAAGGAAACUAGUUGCAACAAUUUGUUUAGAGACAGAACAAAGCCCAAUGAAUGAACCACAUCCAGGAGAUGGUGCAGAUGCACCACCUCCUGACCCUUCUCCAGCAGAAUCGGUUCCACCUGCCGAACCAGUCGAGCCACCAAAAGAACCAGAAAAUCCACCUCGUGAACCAGCCCAAGAACCUUCUAGAUCAAGUGAAGCCGAAGAGGUUCACGUGGUGCACCAUUAUAAUCCACCAGACCACGGACAGAGAUAUAGUCAUGAUCGAGUGCAUAAUGUGGCUGUUCAACAUUACUCGAGUUCUCCUAGUCCAGUAUACAAACAUGAGCCACCACAGCCGAUCCAGGUGAACCACAGCUAUAACACAUACAAACCUACACCUUAUGUAACCCAUUAUUCAAAUAUCCGUCCACCUCCACAAUACUCACAUUACAAUACUGAUCAACCUGCAGAACCACCACAACAAUCCACACAUUUCAACAGACCAGAACCACCACCUCAACACAUACAUUAUACUAGAGCUGAACCACCACCACAAUCCACACAUUUUAACAGACCAGAAACACCGCCCCAACGACGCACACAUUAUGCUAGACCUGAACCACCACCACCCCCACAAUUCAGCCGACCUGAACUACCAUUACAUCACACACACUACAAGAGGUCCGAGCCACCCCCACUAAAUACACAAUACAAUAAACCUGAACCACCACCACAAUACACACAUUUCAACCAAUCAGAACCACCAUACACACACUACAGCAGAACCGAACCGCCCCAACCAUACUCAAAUUAUAGCCAGCAGCCAGAACCGCCACUACAUUAUACUACUCCCUAUAGUGGCGAGUAUUACAGCAGCAGCAACGGAAGUGGUAAUAUUACCUCUAUUUUCAGUGAUGAAAAUCCAAAUGCAUGUACUAUUGUCUAGCUAGAAGGAUUGAAUUGGUCGAAGGGGACUACAUAUCGUGUGAAAGCCACACGUACUUUUCCUUGUGGCAAACAAAUGCACCGGUGGCGGAUCCAGAAUUUUUUUUACAAAAGGCACUAUGAAUUAAUUUGUUGGUAAUUACUUAUUCUUACAAAAAGAACACAUGUAGAUUCGCAGGGGCAUCCAGUUAGUUUACAUGUCGAUACGUCCAUAUAUAGUCAGAGGUUAACAAUUAAGAAAGUUAACCAAUAUAUAUGUUAAACACUACUCGCAUAAUAUAUAUGGAUUUUGUUGAUUUAAUUAGAUGACAUUAUUGAAUUCGA
This is a messenger RNA of Erigeron canadensis, 1510 nucleotides long. Its product is annotated as extensin-3-like. The coding region runs from base 63 to 1187 and encodes 374 amino acids. The record is from RefSeq and is a predicted model, not a curated record. The transcript has 3 exons. Gene Ontology annotation, molecular function: metal ion binding. Lineage: Eukaryota; Viridiplantae; Streptophyta; Magnoliopsida; Asterales; Asteraceae.